AUGAUUGGUGAUUCUGGUGAAUGGAACAUGGAACUGAUAGGACGCGUUCUGCCUACUACUGCUACCGAAAUUAUAAGCAUAAAACCAAGCAAGUUAGGAAAACCCGACGCACUGGUAUGGCUCCCAACAAAAGAUGGCGUCUACAGCAUGAAAACAGGUUACUACAUCGGUAUAUCAAUGAAGGAGGCAACACAACUACAACCGGCACCACAACACCCUUGCAACUGGAACACUGACAUCUGGAGAGGAGAUUUCUCACCGAAACUCAUAGUUUUCCUACGGAAAAUUGUCAAGGGAGCCUUACCGCUAGGAGAGAACCUUGAAAAGAGAAGCAUUUUGUCAAAUUCAAAAUGUAUACACUGCGGACUCCGCGAAACUGCAACUCACAUGUUCCUACAUUGCCGUUUUGCUGCAAGCAUCUGGGAAAUGGCACCUCUACUCCAUGUGGAACGCAUCACUUCUGCUACAACCUUCGCAACAGCGCUAAAAGAAUCAAAGAAGACCUUAAAUCUCCCACCAUCAGGAUUGAUAUCUGGCCCUCUGUUUCCCUGGAUUUGUUGGAUGAUAUGGACAUCUAGAAACCAACUAAUCUUCGAAAACAGAGUUUUCUCGCCACUGGAAACAUUGACUAAAGCUAUUUGCUUAUCACGAGAAUGGCAUGAGGCUCAGCUAAAGGGUAAUACGCAGGUCUUAUCUACUCAGAAGCUGAAUCAAGGUAUCAAUGCAAGGAACAACACAGGUGGAGUCUCGGUUUACACGGAUGCAUCAUGGAAAGAAGGAGUAAAUAAAGCAGGUCUUGGCUGGCUAUUCAAAGAUCACUUAGGACACACCAUCCUCACAAAAUGCAGAUCAGAGACCUUUGUGUCUUCCCCCCUCAUGGCGGAGAGUCUGGCCAUGCGUGAAGCUAUUCUCCAAGCCCGCCAGAAGGGUUUCUCCACCCUGACAGUGUAUUCAGACGCUCAGACAUUAGUCAGAGUCAUCAACGACAGGAAACCUCUUAAAGAGAUGUUUGGAAUCAUCCAUGAUAUUCUACAAUUGUCUCUAGAGUUCUCUUCAAAUGGUUGCGGUGGCUUAGGUGGAUUUAACGGAUGCUUACGUGGAAUUAUGAUAUAA
Messenger RNA from Brassica oleracea var. oleracea, 1113 nucleotides. RefSeq lists its product as uncharacterized. Bases 1 to 1113 code for a protein of 370 amino acids. The transcript has 2 exons. Lineage: Eukaryota; Viridiplantae; Streptophyta; Magnoliopsida; Brassicales; Brassicaceae. Gene Ontology annotation, molecular function: nucleic acid binding; RNA-DNA hybrid ribonuclease activity. The record is from RefSeq and is a predicted model, not a curated record.